ACAAAAAGAAACCGACAUACUAUAUUAGUUUAAAGAAAACAUGCCCACCGUCACUAGAUACGGGGGGGUGUCAGUGUAAACGCGUCUAGAUCCUAGGAUUGACUCCUUGAGUUACCAAAUAGUACUGUAUCCCUCAAAGGACAAUCCCACACUUCAGAGAUUCAUCUCCUUCUUGUUCCAUUAAGAUAAUAUAUGUCCCAUUUUUCCUUCUAAAUAAACAAAAAUGGCAAUUCCAGCUGAAGAUAAUAAUUUCUUCAAACAAAAGAAAUACCCUUUUAUUCUAACUCUCUCUAUCUUACUCAUCUUUGUCACACUCUUCCUUUUCACCACAAACACCACCUCAAACCCACUUGUUUUCUACUCUAAUCUCAAACACCAACCAAAAUUGGUUCCCUCUGUCUCUUUACCUACAGAUAAUUCAACUCCAAAAGUUCAAAAAAAAAUACCAUCAAAGGAACAAGGGUUGCCACAAAAGGAAGAAGCUUUAAGCAUUGAUUGGAAGCUUUGUAAGGAUCAUGUGACGGUUGAUUAUAUACCAUGUUUAGAUAACUAUAAAGCUAUUAUGGCUUUGAAGUCAAGGAGACAUAUGGAACAUAGAGAAAGACAUUGUCCUGAAACUAGUCUUAAUUGUUUGUUGCCUCUUCCCAAAGGGUAUAAAGUUCCAGUUCAUUGGCCUAAAAGUAGGGAUAUGAUUUGGUAUGAUAAUGUUCCUUAUCCAAAGCUAGUUGAGUACAAGAAAGACCAACAUUGGGUUGUGAAAUCCGGUGAAUAUCUCAAAUUUCCAGGUGGUGGUACUCAAUUCAAAGACGGAGUUGAUCAUUAUAUCGAGUUCAUCGAGAAGACAUUACCGAAAAUUCAAUGGGGAAAGCAUAUUAGGGUUGUUCUAGAUGUUGGUUGCGGUGUUGCUAGCUUUGGUGGAUAUUUGCUGGACAAAAAUGUUAUUACUAUGUCAUUUGCCCCGAAGGAUGAACAUGAAGCUCAAAUACAGUUUGCUUUGGAGCGAGGAGUUCCUGCAACUCUUUCAGUCAUUGGAACACAAAAGUUGACUUUUCCUGACAAUGGUUUCGAUCUGAUCCAUUGUGCACGAUGCAGAGUUCACUGGGAUGCAGAUGGUGGUAAACCGUUAUACGAACUCAAUAGGGUUCUUAGACCUGGCGGUUACUUUGCAUGGUCUGCAACACCAGUUUAUCGUGAUGAUGAUCGAGAUCAGAAAGUAUGGAAAGCCAUGGUGGCUAUAACAAAAGCUAUGUGCUGGAAGGUUGUGGCUAAGGCCGACGAUUCAUCUGGAAUAGGGCUUGUUAUAUACCAGAAGCCUACUUCAUCUUCUUGCUACGAGAAACGUAAAGAGAACAAUCCACCUUUAUGUGAAAAUGCGGAUGGGAAAAAUAGCUCAUGGUAUGCUCGACUCAAUAAUUGCCUUACCCCUCUUCCGGUUGAUGGUAACGGUAAACUGCAGAGCUGGCCCAAGCCUUGGCCUCAGAGGCUUACCAGUAAGUCCCCUAGCUUACCUAGCGAUUCAAAGGUAAUUGGUGAGUUCAACAAGGAUAGCAACCACUGGUCUCAACUAGUGUCAGAUGUUUAUGCGGAUGGUCUUUCGAUAAAAUGGUCAAGUGUUCGAAAUGUAAUGGACAUGAAUGCUGGUUAUGCAGGAUUUGCUGCAGCUCUGAUUGAUCGACCGAUCUGGGUGAUGAAUGUAGUACCGAUUGAUAUGCCAGAUACACUUUCUAUUAUAAUGGACCGAGGAUUAAUAGGAAUGUAUCAUGAUUGGUGCGAGUCCUUUAGUACCUAUCCUCGCACAUAUGACCUCAUUCAUGCUAGCUUUCUUUUCAAACAUCUUGAGCAAAGGUGUGACCCCAUAGACGCGGUUGUGGAGAUAGAUCGUAUAUUGAGACCAAAUGGAUAUCUUGUGAUUCACGAUUCCAUGGAAAUGCUUAGUAAACUGAGUCCAAUAUUGCGUUCACUUCACUGGUCUGUAACGUUGCAUCAAAAUCAGUUUCUUGUUGGCAGGAAAAGUUUUUGGCGUCCCAUGAGCUCAUGAAGCUGAAUGCACACAGGUUGACGAACAUGAUGUUGUAUUCUUUCAAGUUACUCAUGUUUCAGUGUAUUCUAAAUCAAAAUUGAGUAAAAUUUUGGAUUUUAAGAAAGGAAUAUUAACUUAUACAAUAGGUCAUCUUGUAUGAGUGUGCAAUCUGUUGUUGAAACAUAUAUUUUAUAGUAAAUAUAGAGAAUCUUGUUUCUUUUUCAAA
Trifolium pratense (red clover) is the source of this 2246-nucleotide messenger RNA. Its product is annotated as probable methyltransferase PMT23. The record is from RefSeq and is a predicted model, not a curated record. NCBI's taxonomy places the organism in Eukaryota, Viridiplantae, Streptophyta, Magnoliopsida, Fabales, Fabaceae. Bases 224 to 2038 code for a protein of 604 amino acids. Gene Ontology annotation, molecular function: methyltransferase activity. Gene Ontology annotation, cellular component: endosome; trans-Golgi network; cytoplasm. The transcript has 8 exons.